Molecule: messenger RNA, 4182 nt
Organism: Capsicum annuum
Lineage: Eukaryota; Viridiplantae; Streptophyta; Magnoliopsida; Solanales; Solanaceae
Product: vacuolar iron transporter homolog 4
Exons: 1
Coding region: 386-1045 (219 amino acids)
Biological process (GO): intracellular manganese ion homeostasis
Cellular component (GO): membrane
Molecular function (GO): iron ion transmembrane transporter activity; manganese ion transmembrane transporter activity
Source: RefSeq, a predicted model, not a curated record
GAUUUCCUAUACGGCAUUCCAUAUUCACAGGGCACCUUUUAGGAAUGGUCACUGGAAAAUGAGAUUUUACCAGAAAGAUGGUGAAUCAAAUGAAAAUAUGAAAUUGUAGAUUCAUUUUGCAAAGUUUCGAAUCUGUUAAUAAACAAAUGCAAGGCUCUAGAAAGCACACAAUCAGAAAUUAAAAGGAGAUCAAAUGCAAAACUGACUUGUGCUCAACACACUAAUAUUAUUUUAUGGCACUCAGCUUUCUGCUCAGGUUGAUUGUUUAUUAGUCAUACUGCCCUAUAUAUAACCAUCAGAGGGGGGGAUUGUAUCUUCAAAAACAAAGAAUCCCUAUUCAAGAAAUCAAUCAUUCCUUCUCAAACAAUUCCUUAAAUUUUACUUCAUGGCUGCUCAAAACAAUGUUCAACUUACUGCCAUUAAAGAAAGCGAUAACCAUAACAAAAAACAAGUACCUGAAGAGGACUCUGACUACUCCCAAAGGUCACAAUGGCUUCGAGCUGCUACAUUAGGAGCCACUGAUGGAUUGGUUACGACUGCAUCUCUAAUGAUGGGUGUUGGAGCUGUCCAGAAAGACAUUAACGCCAUGAUCCUAGUCGGUUUUGCAGCGUUGUUUGCUGGUGCUUGUAGCAUGGCGAUAGGAGAGUUUGUUUCUGUGUACUCUCAACUAGAUAUAGAGUUAGCUCAAAUUAAGAGAGAGACCAAAAUAAAAGGACAGAAUCAUCAUGAGCAGCAAGAAGAAGAAGACAAGAAGGAAGGACUGCCAAAUCCACUUCUGGCAGCCGUAGCUUCUGCUGUUGCAUUUUCAUUGGGUGGCAUAAUACCAAUUCUUGCUGCUGGAUUUAUAUCUAACCAUAAGGUGAGGAUGGGCGUGGUGGUGGCGGCAGUGAGCUUGGGAUUGUUUGUAUUUGGAGGGGUUGGUGCUAUUCUUGGGAAAAGUCCUGCAGCGAGGUCUUGUGCCAGAGUUUUAAUUGGUGGCUGGAUGGCUAUGGCUAUUACCUUCGGACUUACAAAACUGAUAGGCACUGCUGGCAUGGAGAUGUGACCGGAUCGUUAUGUUCCUGUCCCUAUUCCCAGUCCAGAAUCAUCUCUUUUAGCAAAUAUCUGUUGUGUACUUGUGUUCCUUACUUCCAGGAUAAGAAUAGAAUAAAUGGAAGAUAUCUCUUUCUGUAAUGGUUCUGGUUUGAAUGAAUGAUAGUAACGCGUUUUCUGAAAUUUAUGUACCCGUAAUCUUGCUUCUUUAAUAUGGUUGGCAUCAUCAAAUCUUUAUUGAACUCUUUCGUAGCAGACAUGCAGUCCAAUUAGGUGAAGUAACAUGCUACUGAUGAAUCUAGUUUGCACCAUGUAGCUUCUUGCUAAAUGAGGCAUCAUCUAUACCUAUUUCACUCUAAUUAACAAAUUAAUCGUUUAAGCACUCAAACAUGAUUUCAAGUGAUUUAUAAAUUUGAAAGCACUCUAUUCAAGAAGCAACCCAAUCCCACAGCCUCACCGCUUGAUGAUGAAUGUAUUCGGGGUGACAAUUGCAUUAACAGUCUAUUAACAAAAUGUGUUAACCAUUUGCCACUAUCUAUGUAAAGCAAGCUAAAUAAUUGGCAAGAAACAUUAAUCGAAUUUUUUACUAUGUGUACGGUACAAGCUAAGAAAAACCAUUAAUCAAAUUUGCUACUAUGUAUAUGGUGCAAGCUAAGAAAGUUGGCUAAUCGAAUUUGUUACUAUGUAUAUGGUGCGUGUCUUACUUUUUUGUUGAAUGAUGAGUGUUAAGACCUGCCUCAGUUUCAACCAUUUAAAUUUUCUACUCCUAUUUUUAUUCGCGACUUGCACAAAUCUCAGUUGCCAAAUCUUGAAUCAGCCAAAUGGUUUGAGAAAUAGAAGAAAUGGUGCUAAUAUAUUAUCUAAUCUCUUAGUGGAUUAUAAUGCUUUUGGCCUUAAUGAGUCUCUUAUGAAUUCUUGAGUGAGAGAGCUUGUGGCCUUUAUGUGGAUGGCACACUUGCUGGAAUACUUGAAUGUUUUGCUUUCUUAGCUAGAGCACACCCCAUAAAAGGAUAAAGUAAACCGACUGCCAAACAUCUGUUAAACGAGCUACGUGUUCAGUUAGUGGAUUCUUCAAGUUUUUUUUGGUCUAAAAUCAGUAGCAUUUUAAAAAUAACUCCAUUUAAAAAAUGAAGAGCUUGUAGCCUCUUUGUGGAUGGAACAGUAUAAUUUUUGCCUUCUCAGCCUAAGUGUGGAGAGCACACUCCACCCUAUUUUAUAUACAAAAGUAUUCAUGCAAGUGAUUUCCUAUAAUGCAUUCCAUUUUCAAUGAAUCCAUUUCAUAAUUUGCAACAGUACUGAAACAGAAUUCCUAUGGCCUUUAUUCCUUGAAACAGAAUUACUAUGUAAUGAGCGUAAAAGGUAGUUGCAUCAUUACACAGUGAAUUCAAAGGUAAUUUGCAAGAUAAUGUGGUCCUUACAGACCCAUCCUUGAAGAAUUGUCACCAGAUAUAAGGUCGUUUCACCAGAAGAGAUGGGGACCAGAAAGGAGGAAAAAUAUAUAUAUGAAACUUGCAGAUUCAUUUUGCUAAGUUAGAGAUGUGUUAAUAAAAAAAGCAAAAGGUUUUGGCAAGCAUGCAAUCAGCAAAAAGAGAGAAAAGACUCAAAAAGUGCCACAAAGCCUUGUGCUCACCACACUACUAAUUUUUUUAAUGGCUCCACUUUCUGCCCCAGACUGAUUAAACUUUAGUCAUCCUGUCCUAUAUAGAAGGGAGAUUACAUCUUCAUAAACCACAAGCCCUUCAAUUUUCCAAAACAAUUCCUUAGAAAACUCCUUCAUGGCUACUCAAGACCAUGUCCAAAUUACCAUCCCUAAUAAACAGGACAACCAAAACCAAGUCCCUGAAGAGGAUUUUGACCACUCCCAGAUGACACAAUGGCUUCGAGCCGCUGUGUUAGGAGCCAGUGAUGGAUUGGUUUCAACUGCAUCUUUGAUGAUGGGUGUUGGAGCUGUCCAAAAAGACGUAAACACCAUGAUCCUUGUCGGCUUUGCAUGGUUGUCUGUUGGUGCCUGUAGCAUGGCCAUAGGGGAGUUUGUAUCUGCACACUCUCAUCAUGUACAGCAAGAAGAAAACGAACACAGGAACGAAGGACUGACAAAUCCUUUUCUAGCAGGCCUAGCCUCAGCUGUUGCAUUUUCAAUAGGGGGCAUAAUGCCAAUUCUUGCUGCGGGAUUCAUAUCUAACCAUAAGCUUAGGCUGGCUGUGAUUGUGGCUGCAGUGAUCUUGGGCAUCGUUAGCAUUUGGUUGAAUUGGUGCUUUUUUGUAAAGAAGUCAUACGGUGAAAUCUUGUGCCAGAGUUUUAAUUGGUGUCUGAAUGGCUAUGGCCAUUUCCUUUUGACUGUCCAAACAGACGGCCUCUACUGGCGUGGGGAUGUGUUAGGAAAUUUUUAUUCUUGUCCCUUUACCUAGUGCUUAAAAUCAUGUUACUUCGCACACAGUUGAAUGAAUUUCAUGGAUAAUAAUACUAUUAGCAAAAAAACUGAGCAAUCAUAGAAUUUCAUUGAUGAGUUUUCAGAAUCGAUGUGUUUUCGUAUUACAACAAUUUGAUCCACGUUACUUGUAUUGUAUAUAUGUGGUGCUAGCUAGACGAAUUAAGGUAUGCAAGAUGCUUAUCUUUUAAUGAAAUGACAGAGGACCGCUAAAUGGCUUGAAUUGUGUCUUUUGCUUCAAAUAAAUUAAAUCUCGUUUCUUAGGUUCAUUCAACUACCAUAAAGGUCGAAGGUAUUAAAUCAGUCUUUACAUUUCACUAAUUAACCCUCCUAUAUUCCACAGCAUCAAAUCUUUCCCCCCAUUAUGCCUUUACAUCUUCAUGUAAAAUACAUAUAUAUCCAUAAUGCAAUUUUCAGAACUUCGAAUCUUAGCAAGGUUUCCAAAAAGUGUUGAUUCUGAAUCCACAUAAUUUCACAAGGUCCCAAGCCAACAAAAUUCACUUUCAAAGGAGUAAUUAGGACUAGGACUUAGUUUCUGCAUCCAGAAAUGGCUCGUAACUGAACAAGCCUGGGACUUCAGCUAUCACGAAUAAUACCUACACGUUGGUAUAAGACAAAACUGCACCAAUAUGCUUUCCCAAAGAUGAUUCCUAUUGAAGAAAUAACCAUUCCUUUUUUUAAUACACCAAAAAAAAAAAAAAAACAGAAACUAAAAAACCGAC